Molecule: messenger RNA, 1994 nt
Organism: Lycium ferocissimum
Lineage: Eukaryota; Viridiplantae; Streptophyta; Magnoliopsida; Solanales; Solanaceae
Product: seipin-1
Exons: 2
Coding region: 165-1451 (428 amino acids)
Biological process (GO): lipid storage; lipid droplet organization
Cellular component (GO): endoplasmic reticulum membrane
Source: RefSeq, a predicted model, not a curated record
GCACUUCACAUCUGUACUUGUUGCACAAAAUCUGUCGUGCACCUCCUUAAGCAACCCCCGUCAAGAAACCCCAAGUUAAGCAACGCCAAGAGAAAAUAAGGUGACAUUGGUAACACAUAAAAAACAAAAAAAAAAUCCAUCAACAUCAAGAACUAGUCACAGCCAUGGAAGAAAAAGAUGUGCUUGAGGAGAAGGCACAGGAAGAAGAAUAUGUUGAUGACAAUGAUGAUGAACUCAUGAAGAGCAAUUUACCAGUACAAAACCAAUCAAGUUGGUUCACAAAAAUGAUAUCAUUACAAGUAGAGAUCAUCACAACUAUCUUAGUAUCUCUAGUUUCACCCAUUUUCUACAUCAUAUCUUUUGCUAACUCUGACUUCAACUUGCUACGCCCUGAGGAAACUGAAAAGAACGUUGUUGCAGCUGUAAAUGCAGUAGCUACAGUUCCUUCAAAGGUAGUUCAUGGAGGUACUUUGCUUUUAAAGAAAUUUGGGGUUGGAAUUCUUGGAGCUGCUUACGUGGCUAUGGUUUUGACAACGUUGUUGAUUGUGUCAGGGGUUUUGGGAUUUGGGUUGGUGAGGAUGUGGAUGGAAGAACCUGUGGUUUUGAGAGAGAAGUUGUAUUUUGAUUAUGCAGAUGUGAAUCCAAAGGCUGUGUUUUCGUUUGUUGAAUUUGGUGGGGAGAAAGGUGGAGGAAUUGGAGGUUAUGGUCAUAGUGAUAUUGGUGUGCCUGUUGGGCAUACAAUGUAUGUUUCUUUGUUUCUACUCAUGCCUGAAUCUGAUUUCAACAGAGACAUUGGUGUUUUCCAGUUGGUUGCAGAAGCAUUAUCAAAAGAUGGGCUCAUAAUGGCAAGAUCAAGUCAUCCAUGUAUGUUACGUUUCAGAAGCCUGCCAAUCCGUCUCAUGCGAGAAUUUAUGAUGAGUGUACCUCUAGUACUUGGACUUACAGCUGAAACACAAACGAUUACCGUUCCAAUGUUAAAGCACAAGGAAGGUCUGCCUAGAACAGAAGCAAUCAGAAUAACUAUGAUACCUCGAGCCGGCACUUUGGCCCUGCCCCAACUCUAUCAGUCCGAGAUCGUAUUGAAAUCUCGGCCUCCUUGGUAUAAAGACUUGGUUUACAAAUGGAAAUGGACAUUUUCUAUCUGGACCUCAAUGUAUAUAUACGUCACUCUGCUCGUAAUUCUCCUCAACUGGUGCAGACCACUCGUAUUUCCAGGCAUAGCGACAAGCUUUAUGGCUCGCGCUGACGUGGAUUUAACCAUAGAAGAACAGGAAGAACCACAAGAAAAAGGUCAAGAAGAAAGUGAUGUGUCCGAAUCAGUAAGAAGAUGGCGCCAGAGAAGAAGAAAGAGGAAAGAAAUGCUUCAACAAAGUGUCUCACCAGAGCCCUCGGAUGAUGCUGCAUCAAGCAUUUCCAUAACUAGGGAAGACACGGCUGAUUCAAGCGAGUGAAGUGUUUUAGAAGUGAAACUUUUAAGGAUAGAUUUGCGUUUUUAUAAGUCUAGUGACAGGCAGUGCUGUUUCAGCAGUUUAAAAGUUUACAAUGUCAAUUUUGGACAGAGUCAGGAGUUUGUAAUUGAAAUAGUUGCACACUGAGGGUUGCAGAACUCUUGCAAUCUACAUGAGGUAAAACCUUAUAAUCUUUAUAUUUUGUGUUUUCCCUCAAAACUAUAUUCCCACACAAUUAAUUGAGUUGCUAAAAUAUCCCCAUACAAUUAGUUGAGUUGCUAAAUUUUUCGAAUCUCUUUCUCAGGUAGUGUAGUUGUUCUGUUACAAACAGAGGAAACAUGUGCCCUUCAUAGGCAGUGUUACAGUUUGUUCUAAAAGCACCAUGGUCCCAGUUUGCCCUGCAAAAGUAAUCAAAAACCAAAAGAGUGAAACUUGUUAAAACCACUUAUAAGUAAUCAAAACACAGAUUUUACUUAUUACUUUUUAUAAAAAUUGAAGUCAACAACCUAGACAAAAGGCAGUAAGAUAAAAAAAAAUCGCAUAUUC